Molecule: messenger RNA, 2577 nt
Organism: Suillus bovinus
Lineage: Eukaryota; Fungi; Basidiomycota; Agaricomycetes; Boletales; Suillaceae
Exons: 12
Coding region: 1-2577 (858 amino acids)
Cellular component (GO): mitochondrion
Molecular function (GO): ATP binding; metal ion binding; methylcrotonoyl-CoA carboxylase activity
Source: RefSeq, a predicted model, not a curated record
AUGACCUGGGCCGAGAAGUACACUUUCCACGUGAUCGGUUCGCGGAAGGACCUUGAGUCCGAAGAACUACUUAUUGACCUCUCUUUUGCAUCUCCACUCACUGAAGUUGCGCUCAAGAUCCAAGAGCUGACGAAAGCAACGCGCAGAAUGAUACCCACAAAUCGAGCAGCAGCAUCAUCUCUCUUACGCUCUUCCACCCAUGUUUAUUCCAUUCCACGGACCUUGUUGGCCUCAGACGUGAGCAGUAGCACGAAACAUGCACGGACCUUCCAAACGAAGGCUUCUGUGAUGGAUUCCAUGGCGUGCCAACCUAGAAUGCUGGUACAGCCUGCUGUUUCACGGAGAAGAUUUGCAACUGCCGUUCAGAAUACCUUAUCACCUGAAAGAAAGCCACACUUUGACAAGAUACUGAUUGCAAACAGGGGGGAAAUUGCGUGCCGCGUGAUCCGCACCGCAAAGAAGCUGGGAAUAAAGACCGUAGCAGUAUACAGCGAAGUCGACGCAAACUCGCUGCAUGUACUAGAAGCAGAUGAAGCCUACUGCAUUGGCCCUGCGCCUUCAGCUGAGAGCUAUUUACGCAUGGACAAGAUAAUCGAUGUUUGUCAUCGAAGCGGAGCUCAGGCUGUCCAUCCAGGCUAUGGCUUCUUGAGCGAGAAUGCAAAGUUUGCAGAGCAACUAGCAGAAGAGGGUAUCGUUUUCAUUGGUCCUCCGUCCAGCGCUAUAGUCAGUAUGGGUUCGAAGAGUGAAUCUAAGAAUAUCAUGUCUGCUGCUGGCGUUCCAUGCGUCCCAGGUUAUCAUGGUGCAGACCAAGACGUCGACCUCUUAUUUGCAGAGGCCGAGAAGAUCGGUAUGCACCUUCAUCCAGCCCUUUCCGAAACCUUCCCGCUUAGCACGUUAUAUCACACAGGUUACCCAGUCUUGAUUAAAGCUAUUCAUGGUGGCGGUGGCAAGGGCAUGCGUGUCGUCUCAUCUGCAUCUCAGUUCAAGGACGCUCUCGCUAGCGCGCAGCGUGAAUCCUUGAAAAGCUUCGGUGACGCAGAUGUACUUGUGGAGAAGUAUAUUGAGCGUCCCAGACAUAUCGAAGUCCAGGUAUUUGCAGAUACACUUGGGAGUGCUGUAAGUCUUUGGGAGAGAGACUGUUCCGUGCAAAGAAGAAACCAGAAGAUUAUCGAGGAGGCCCCGGCGCCUGGCUUGAGCCCCGAUCUUCGUGCAGACUUAUCAGCGAAAGCGGUUGCUGCUGCAAAGGCGAGAAGUUCUACUUCAUGGAAAUGUGUGAACACUCGCUUGCAAGUUGAGCACCCUGUCACAGAGAUGAUCACUGGGCUUGACCUUGUCGAGUGGCAACUGGAAGUCGCAGCUGGUAAUCCUAUUCCACUUUCACAAGCACAAAUCCCUCUGGUUGGGCAUGCGUUUGAGGCUCGGAUAUAUGCCGAGAACCCGCGGAACGAUUUCCUACCUGACUCCGGGCCAUUAUUGUACCUUGACACGCCGAAACCAACUCAUGUCUUCGCCCCUCCUAUCCCAUCACUACCUCACGACAAUUUGUGCUCAGAACUGGACUCGGUGAAGCGGUCACCUGAUACCUCAACGCAUGUGGCACCGUCGAUGCGCUUAGAACAAGGGUUCACGCAGGGCGCACAGAUUGGCGUGUUUUACGACCCGAUGAUUGCCAAGCUGGUGGUACAUGGACGUGAUAGGACCUCUGCUCUUCGUGCUCUUCGUCGUGCACUUGAAGAAUAUAAAGUGGUCGGUGUCUCGACAAAUGUUGAAUUUUUGAGAAUGCUUGCUGGCAAUGGCGCAUUUAUCAAUGGAGAGGUUGAAACCGGCUUCAUCAAGAAACACUACGAAGACCUUUUCCCAGCUGACACAAGUCCCUCAGGCGAGUUACUGGCACAAGCAGCGCUGUUCGUCGCACUACGAGAACAUCCGAUUCAGUCUACAGGCCUUUCGACACCAUGGACAACACUGAAUUCAAGACGCUUUGGCGGAGAUGUUUAUGAGCGGACCAUUUCCAUCCAGCCCGAUGAUGCUUCCGCAGAUCCCACCCGAGUUUCUCUGGAAUCCAGAUCUCCAGGCUACUUCGACAUAACUGUUCACUCUGCCACGCCAAAGACAUUCACAGGUGUCUCGGCUCGCCUGGUUUCGCCCACUAGGUUGAGCACUACCUUGAACGGAUUUUCGACAGAGAUCACGAUCGUGUCGCAGCGCCCACCUUCUUCCCACCCUGUAUCACGCGCGACGAACACCAUGGAACGCCUGCACGUGUUCUCGGCGUCGGGAACUAAGACUACGUUAGCUAUCUCACCUCCUGCGUACCUCCUCUCCCUCGGCCAGGAUGUUCUCACCUCAUCCAAGGGCGCUUUGCGUGCGCCGAUGCCGAGCUUAGUAGUAGAAGUGAAAGUCAGCAUCGGCGAUCGCGUUGAGAAGGGUCAGCCAGUGGUGGUGUUGGAGAGUAUGAAGACAGAGACCGUGUUGCGUGCUGAGGUAACGGGUGUUGUGGAUGCGGUGGGGUGUGCGAAGGGGGAGAUGGUGGAGGAGGGACGGGAGUUGGUUAACAUCAAGGAAGAUGAGCAGUAG